Molecule: messenger RNA, 1312 nt
Organism: Anthonomus grandis grandis
Lineage: Eukaryota; Metazoa; Arthropoda; Insecta; Coleoptera; Curculionidae
Exons: 4
Coding region: 347-1267 (306 amino acids)
Source: RefSeq, a predicted model, not a curated record
GGGUAUAUAUAUGUAUAAAGAGUUGGCUAAACCUCCUCCUGUACGUUUUAAUGGGCCUAAAGAAUUAUAUAUUAAAACUCCUCAUCGCGACUUCCACCAUAACGAGUGCCAGUAACGUUGCAAGAAACUUCCAUUUCCUACAUCAAACUUAAAAAUAAUUCCUUAACUUUUCCAUAAUAUUUCCCAAUAAACGAACUCCUCCAAAACAGAAUCAACCCUUACGGGUUAACAGGUGGAAGUAAAUAACUCUGUAAUGGAUUAUCCGCUUGAUUAACUACAGCCAUCUGGGCUUCUUGAUAAACUGCGGAUUGGAUGUGGCCCAAAAGGGCUCUAGCGCCAGUUGAACAUGGAGAAAGCGAAAGAGCAGUUCGCGGAGAUUUUAUGUAAGUUCAAUAGCUCGAACAUCCCAGUAGAGAAACUUGAAAAGUUGAGAAUUCGAAAAAAGUUGUCACAUCAUGAAAAGAGAAAGUGGUGCCUAAAAGUGUUUUGUGCUGCCCUGUUCACUUAUUUUAUUCUCUCUAAGAUUCAUUUGAUAAACACUUAUGAUUGUAUUUUAGAUAUGCCUUCAGAAAUCCCGAGGCUAUUUCGCUCCCCGGAAUACUGUGACAUUUGCGAGGGUGUCUCAAGCAUCCCUAAGAUCUCAAACGUCACUUCCGAAGAAUUUCUUGAGAAGUACAUCAAACCCAAUCACCCCGUGGUAGUAGCAGAUGGAGCCCGAGAAUGGCCCGCAUUAAAACUGUUUAAUUUCGACUUUUUUAAGCAGCUUUACAGCUCGGUUGAGAUGAACCGCAACAAACACCGGAACUGCCAGUUUUUCCCUUACAAAACCGAGUUUGAGUCCUUGCAGGAGGUUUUUAAUAUGAGCAAGGACAGAGCCAUGCUGAAACCGGGCGAAAAACCUUGGUAUAUUGGGUGGAACAAUUGCAAUGACGAAGCAGGGAGGUAUCUUAAGAAGUUUUAUGAUAAACCGUACUUUUUUUCUGGAAUGGUUGAAAAUAUUGCUCUUAGUUGGAUCUUUAUGGGAGGGCCAGGACAUGGUGCACAUAUGCAUGUGGACAACGUCCGUUAUCCAUCAUGGCAAGCCCAACUGAAAGGGAGGAAACUAUGGAAGUUAGCUCCACCUCCAGAAUGUUACUACAAAUGUCAGCAGUUGGAAGUUGCCAUGGAACCUGGAGAAAUUAUUGUUCUGGACACCAACAGAUGGUAUCAUCAGACCAUAGUUCUACCCGGUGAGAUUAGCAUUACCAUUGGGUCAGAGUUUGACUAAAUAUGCAUUGUAAUUUGGUAUUUAAUAAACCCUUUUUUCUUGGCA